This is a messenger RNA of Hyposmocoma kahamanoa, 2150 nucleotides long. RefSeq names its product inositol polyphosphate 5-phosphatase E (gene INPP5E). The transcript is spliced from 10 exons. The coding region runs from base 1 to 1944 and encodes 647 amino acids. Gene Ontology annotation, biological process: phosphatidylinositol dephosphorylation. Gene Ontology annotation, molecular function: phosphatase activity. Lineage: Eukaryota; Metazoa; Arthropoda; Insecta; Lepidoptera; Cosmopterigidae. The record is from RefSeq and is a predicted model, not a curated record.
AUGACAACAUCACCCACCCGGACCAAACAAAAAUUGUCGCUGCGGAAACGGCUAUUUGUAAAAAAGUCUCCUAAAGUGGGCUGCUAUGUGGAUACCGAUUCAGCAGACGAAUUCACUCAACCUGCUUCACGUCCAAUAUCUCCCGUAGAUCCUUUCUUGGCUCAGAGUGCUCAACACAUCAACUAUAGUGGUGAGUUGUCAGACACCGUGAGGAACUCAACAGGGGAACUUACUGUUAACAACUUAAGUAGAGACACUGAACGGACUCACCAAGACGACGAAAAUAACCAAAAAUGUUGUAAAACUUUCUUCAAAAGAUCGCGCCCCAAAAGUUUAGUAGAAGGAAACAUUUCUAAAGUCGAAGUAAUCUCUGGGCCUUGCAGCCCAGCUAACAAUGGAAACAGCAGUCUAGAUGACCAAGCAAUUUACUCACAUCAUUCAAAAUCUGAUGAAAUAGCUAAAGCUACGAUAAAAUUUCCGAAUAAAGAUGACAUGAAAAAGUCUUUUGAACACUCAGGAUCAUUUGAAGGCAUUAAGACAAAGAAUAAAUUAUUUGUGAAGAGAUUGUCAGCUGAUCAUUUAAUAACUAAUGAUACUAAACCUCUUUAUCGCUCAUCAUCACCUGAAAGUGAUAGAAGUAGUUCUUUGGACAGAAAGAGAAGGACCAAGUCAACCAUCACACGGUCGGCAUCCCGUGCUGGCAGCACCGACAGCUUAGCUCGCAACUCUCUGCUUGCUGCACAGGUUCUCAGGCUAAUACCCACACAAGAGGCUCGAGAGAGAAAUUUCUUAUAUGGAAGAUUGGCAUCUCAGUCUUUGUUAGGAGCCGCAGAGUUAGAGCAUGUUUUUCCUGAUAGAGAAGUAAAGAUAUUUGUUGGUACUUGGAAUAUGAAUGGACAAGCUCCACCAAGGGAACUGGCAGACUUCAUAUUUCCAAAUCAAGUGAAGCAUGUGCCUGAUAUAUUUGCUAUUGGCACACAGGAGUCAUUUUCGGAAAGAACAGAAUGGGAAAUCACUAUUCAGGAGGUUUUGGGACCAUCCCAUUUAUUACUACAUUCUUCUUAUUUAGGUACACUUCACUUAACAGUUUUCAUACGUAGGGACCUGAUCUGGUACUGUUCCCUUCCUGAAGAUGCGAGCUUAUCUGUACGGCCCGGGAUUGCUUUUCGAACUAAAGGAGCUGUCGCUAUAUCCUUUGCAUUAUUCGGUUCUACAUUCCUUUUCGUCACAGCACAUUUGACUGCUCAUCAGGAAAAAGUUAAAGAACGAGUUUCAGAUAUAAAAAGGAUUAUUAGAUCUAUUGACUUGCCUAAGAAUUUGCCUUGUAGGCAUAAGAGUAAAGAUUUGACAAACAAUUUCGAUUACGUAUUUUGGUGCGGUGAUUUAAACUUUCGAUUGGGUGAGCCCAGGGCUGCCGUCUUACAAUGGAUAGAAAAAACUCAGUUUCCCUUACCCGCGCAUUUGCCGCACGGACUCCUGCAUGCGGAUCAACUGACAGCUGUGCUGGAAGAUGGAGCCGCCUUUAGAGAUUUUAGAGAAGCACCCAUCACCUUUCCGCCUACCUACAAGUAUGAUCCAGGAAGCCAACAGUUUGACACAUCGAGCAAACAGCGAGCUCCCGCGUAUACAGACCGAAUAUUGUACAAAUCUAAAUCUAUGUCAGCUACUUCGUCAUCUGCAUUUUCUGCCCUUCGUCGUUUAAGCGUGGUACCUCUGCCUCCUUCGGGUCUGAAGUGUAUCGCGUACAACUCCGUUCAGUCCGUAUGCACUAGUGAUCAUAAACCUGUCUGGGCACUGUUCUCAGCUUCUUUGCGCCCCGGCACUGACGUAGUACCAUUAGCCGCGGGAUUAUUCAACAGAGAAGUAUAUCUCGAAGGAAUCAAGAGACGACGCGCUCUUCUUGAUCAUGCACCAGGUACGUCCGCUGUUUGCACAUUACAGUGAUAUUUACAUGCUGUUGGAAACAAAUAUUCAUGGGUAAUAGUGACAUUUUCGUCUUAGUGUUCGGAAGUUUUGGUCCACAACGUCUACCAUUGUAAACGUCACUAAAGAGCGAGUGAUUUAUAUAAGGCUGACUAAAACUACAUUCGGACCCUAGAGCUAAAUUUAUUCUACUGGCAACACUAACGUUGAUGUCAAAAUGCCGCCGA